Sitophilus oryzae (rice weevil) is the source of this 2081-nucleotide messenger RNA. RefSeq names its product ubiquitin carboxyl-terminal hydrolase calypso-like (gene calypso). The transcript is spliced from 3 exons. The record is from RefSeq and is a predicted model, not a curated record. Lineage: Eukaryota; Metazoa; Arthropoda; Insecta; Coleoptera; Curculionidae. Bases 379 to 2022 code for a protein of 547 amino acids. Gene Ontology annotation, biological process: ubiquitin-dependent protein catabolic process; protein deubiquitination. Gene Ontology annotation, cellular component: cytoplasm. Gene Ontology annotation, molecular function: cysteine-type deubiquitinase activity.
AAUAAUUAAGGUCUCUUUUUUUCUACGCCCCUGACGCUGGCAUUUGCUGGCGACACAGUUUGACGUUUGAAACAACCAAUGAGAGCUGUGCUAGAUUUAAAAUUGACAGCUGUUUGAAUUUUGUACAAAUCUCAUUGGUCCUCUUGACGUGUCGCUGUUCUGAGAACGGGGCUUUCUGGCGACUGGCGACACUCGCUGUUCUGAGCACAGAGUGAGCACAGAUAACAGAACUAAUUGUUCUCAGAGUUGUUCUGAGAACGGGGCCAGUGAGGGCCAGUCUAUUUUGUGCUGUUCGUUGUGAAUUUUCGACGGUUGUAUAUGCUUUUACUUGUGCUUUUAUCGUGUUAAAAAAAUACAGUUUAUGAAUUAAGAUAUAAAAUGCCAGUAGAUAUCAAAGAGCUUACAGAGGGGUGGUUAGAGUUAGAGAGCGAUCCAGGGUUAUUCUCGCUUCUUUUAGAGGAUUUUGGUGUGAAGGGGGUGCAAGUUGAAGAAAUUUAUGAUUUGAAUAAGCCUUUAGACAGCCCAGUGUACGGAUUUAUUUUCUUAUUUCGAUGGGUUGAGGAGCGUAGAUCUCGAAGGAAAGUGGUAGAGCAAACAGAGACAUUUGUAAAAGAUGAGGAUGUUGUAAACAAUAUAUUUUUUGCACAACAAAUGGUACCUAACUCAUGUGCUACACACGCCCUAAUUUCAAUUCUAUUAAAUUGUCCCACUAUACAUCUGGGUGAAACUUUACAACGACUUAAAUUACAUACCCAUGGAAUGUCACCAGAGAAUAAGGGCUGGGCUAUAGGAAACACUCCUGAACUUGCCUGUGCACAUAACUCCCAUGCUAUGCCUCAAGCUAAAAGAAGAUUAGAAAAAAGUAGUGGGAUUUCAACAGGAAGGUUUACAGGAAGAGGAGAAGCAUUUCACUUUGUCAGUUUUGUUCCUAUUGGGAGUCGACUGUAUGAACUGGAUGGUUUGAAACCAUUCCCUAUAGAUCAUGGCCCCUGGAGUGAUCAAGACUGGACAGAUAAAUUUAGAAAUGUAAUUCAGGAUAGAUUAGGUAUCGGUGAUGAAUAUAAUGAAAUAAGAUUUAAUUUAAUGGCUGUAGUUCCUGAUAGGCGUUUAGCUAUUCAACACAAAUUGAAAAUGCUUAGAACUAAUAAACAAAUAGUAGUAGAUGCUUUACAGCAAAUAGUCAAAGUUAAAGAUAAGGGAGGUGGAAAAAUUGAAAAUGUUCCAGAGAAUUUGAGCUCAAGGAUAGUGAAAAAUGAAGAGGCUGGAAAAACUGAGGAAGAUGCAAAACUAACUCCUGAUGACACUAUCACUUCAAAUCCUAGUUCAAAUAUGACACUCUGUCCGUUAGAUUAUUCAACUCCAUUAACAAUACAAACAUCUCCAGCUCCUAGUACUUCAGGGACAGAUACACCUUCAGAUAUUGGUUCAGGUUCAGCAUUUAAUUCACCAACCCAAAGUUGGAAUUGGGCUUCUACAGCCAGUCCUAACUCGAGAGAUCUUAAAAGAUUUGUUGUGUUACGAAUGGCUGAACAAGAAAAGAAUAAUGGGCUUAUUUUGGAAGAGAAGACUAGUAAACCAUUAGAAAAGAAAUCUGGCAGUGGAGGUAUUCAUGCAAGAGUGCAUACAAGUGAUGGUGAUCCUGUAAUAGCAGAAAAGAAAAGCCAUGAUAUAUUAGAACCACAUACUUUUGCUCCCAAAGAUCUUUUAGCUCUUUUGAGAAAUCUGGAGAAUGAGAUUUGUUUAUGUGAAAUGUCUUUAAAAGAUGAAAAUGAUAAACAAAAUAAAUAUAAGAUUGAUGAUUCUAGAAGAACUCAUAAUUAUGAUGAAUUUAUUUGUACUUUCUUAUCUAUGCUUGCCGAGCAAGGAAAAUUGGCCGAUUUGGUUGAACAAAACCUAAUUAUUCCCAAAAGACCUAACACUGGUAUACCUACACCUAAAAAUAUUAAAGUUAACAAAAAAGAAAUAAACAAUACUUCUAAAAAGAAGAAAAAAGGCAGAGCUAAAGUCCGAAGACGUAGAUAAUUAAUAUGUAUAUUUCAGAUGUUAGUAAAUUAUAUACAUUAAAGUCAUUUGUUUCUAUA